AUGGAGGUUCAGAUCUGUAGGCCUGACGCAGGAAACGUACCGACGGCGGGCGUUGACGGUUUCGAACACGCCGGAAGGGGUCUCGAAUCAUACACCUGGACCCAAUCACGCGCAGCCCACAACACUCAUCUUUCUGGAUGGCUUCAAGGUUCUACGAGCACAUCAACGACCCCGGCGGCACCCUCCCUUCAAGCUCAAGUUGAUCAGCUCGGCGGACCUACCGACGAAUCAAAAAUCGACUCAAUUCAAAACGUCUUCCUCCUCCGCGCAGACCUCCACGAAAGCUGGGACGACUACAAGUUUGGUGUCAACCCCGACGGGAGCCAACAUAGGACUACGAAGAUGCCUUGGUUGAUGGCGGGUUCGACUCGUCGAGGCAAGAUUUCUGGGGAGAUGCUCAAGGCAGAAAGGCUCGAGGUAGAGCUUUCGCAACCGACUCUUUGGACACCAAUAAUUACCCAGCAUCUUGCGAAUCAGACCUUUCUUGCAGCCAUGAUAUAA
Laccaria bicolor S238N-H82 is the source of this 501-nucleotide messenger RNA. RefSeq lists its product as uncharacterized. The record is from RefSeq and is a predicted model, not a curated record. The coding region runs from base 1 to 501 and encodes 166 amino acids. NCBI's taxonomy places the organism in Eukaryota, Fungi, Basidiomycota, Agaricomycetes, Agaricales, Hydnangiaceae. The transcript has 5 exons.